CCCUCCCCCUCUCUUCCUCCUCCAACCCAAAGAAAAGAAAACAGCGGCGCGGCCACGCGACGCCGCCGCCGUUUCCCCUCCUCCGGCCAACACACACACUACCUCCGCCGUGCCGCAACUCGCCUCCCCUCCGGCCGCCGCGUCUCCCGUAUAUCUAUCCGCUCCCUCGACAACAGCACCGGCCGGCGGCAUACAGGAUGCUGCUCACGUGUCUUCUGAUGCCACAACCAAGGACUAUAUGUGCUUUCUUCAGUGGGCCUCCUCAUGUUCAACAAUAUUAAUUUCAGCAUUCGACCUGGUUGCCACCCAAGCCAAGCCUCGCUUCACUUGUUCCAAUCCACCCCUGCUUCGACUCUGCUCUUUUUCUUUUUCUUUUCAUCUUCUCUUAUUUAAGCUAAGCUAAGAUUCUGAGUCUUAUUGCAUCCAUCUCAUUACACUAGCUAGCUAGCACAAUAUAAUAGUUUGUUAAGGCAACUCUACUAUAUAUCAAUCAAUUUCCCCUAAUGGAGAUGCCGCCGCUCCCUCCUGGAUACCGCUUCCACCCAACCGAUGUCGAGCUCACCCUCUACUAUCUCAAGAGGAAGCUGCUGGGGAAAAAGUUGCUCUGCAACGCCGUUGCAGAAGUUGAUAUCUACAAGCACGCCCCCUGGGAUCUUCCAGCGAAAUCGUCAAUGCCGACCGGGGAUCUCCAGUGGUACUUCUUUUGCACCCGUGGCAGAAAGUACUCUGUUGGGCAUAGAGCUAACCGUUCAACCGAAGGUGGGUACUGGAAGGCUACUGGAAAGGACAGGCAAGUGGUGUAUGAAAAUCGCACUGUUGGGAUGAAGAGGACCCUGGUGUUUCACUCUGGCAAGGCGCCCAAGGGUACAAGGACCGACUGGGUCAUGUAUGAAUAUAGGCUCGUCCAAGGUGAAAUACCUGACGCUGGUGUUAGACUGGAUGAUUCCGUUCUCUGCAAAGUCCAUAAGAAAAGCGGUCCAGGUCCCAAGAUUGGGGAACAGUAUGGCGCUCCAUUUGAGGAACAGGAAGAGGAAUUGAAUGAUGCGAAUGGGGACGCUUCCUGUUUAUCCCCUUCCGCACCCCCUGCUGCGCCCCAUUCCGCCCCUGGACCAAGCCAUGGUGGUGUGCUGAACUCUGUGGGUCAGCAACUGGCUGGCGUUAGUAACGGCGGCGGGGUUUCCCUUAGCCUUUUGGCAGCAAAUAAUGGCGGCACCAGUGGUGCCCGUCCUGACAGGGCCUCUCACCCAGAUGUUAACUGGGACAGCAUACAUGUAGAGCAGCUAGCUGAUAUCAUCGGUCGUCUCUCGACCAAUCCUGUAGGCCAAGAUGGUCCAUCGUCUGAUUUGACGACCGCUAACCAAGACAGCGAAGCAGUGUUUGAUGACAGCGAAACAAUAUUUGAAAUAACGGACCAGGUUGUCCCUUCCUCACUGGUUAGCAGCCUGUGCAAGCAGUGUGACAAGUGUGGCGUGCGGCUGGUUGACCCUUUGCUGGAACCGGCGGCGGGAGAGCCGUACGUGGAGCUGAAUGACCUGCUGUCACAGUGCCGUGCUGCAGGGCAUGCUCCAGAUGGCAGCAGCAGCCAGGCGGUGGUGGUGUCGAAUGGUGAGGGCCCUGCACUGGAUCUGGAGCUGAAGCUUGGGGUUGAGUCUUCUGACAGCGUUGGCCAUAGUAGCGGCGCCGUGUCUGCAGCAGCUUCUGGAUCAGGGGCGCCGUCUAGCUAGAAGAAGUGGUGGUCUCAGGGGUAUUAUUAUUUGGUUGUUGUUGUUGCAGGCAUGGGUAGGUUCUUCAUCGGUGUGAGACGGUGAAGGAUCCGCAGCCGUUUUAAUUUAUUGGUUCCGAUGAUGAUGAGGCUGAUAGACAUGGAAGGGGAAUGUGUGAAUAUUGGGAGGGUCCCUUUCCCUCCCUCCCUCCCUUGAGUUUGUUUGGUUAGUGAUUGGAUUGGAUGGAGAAGCAUUGGUUUGGUUGGUUGGCUGGAUGGAUGGAGAAGUAAAAAAGUUUGACUGGUUGCAGGAGCGAGCAUAUACAGAGAGAGAGCAUGGUGGUGCUGUUUUGCAUUUCAUUAGGUUAGAUUAGAUUAUUCCUCUGGGCUGGGCUGGACUGACUGUAACAGCAGUGAGCCAGUCUAGAGUGGAUUAAUCAAUGAGAAUGAGAUUAGGAGGCAGAUGUUGGUUGACUCUUGACUGUUUAAUUGUCUGUUGGUUGUAUGGUUGUACCUUACCUGUCCUGACCUGAGACUGAGACUGAGAUGAUGAUGAUGAGGCAAACAAACAAAUUUUGCUUGCUUGCAAA
Aegilops tauschii subsp. strangulata is the source of this 2292-nucleotide messenger RNA. Lineage: Eukaryota; Viridiplantae; Streptophyta; Magnoliopsida; Poales; Poaceae. The record is from RefSeq and is a predicted model, not a curated record.